This is a messenger RNA of Ylistrum balloti, 2190 nucleotides long. RefSeq names its product rho-related protein racA-like. The transcript has 10 exons. The record is from RefSeq and is a predicted model, not a curated record. NCBI's taxonomy places the organism in Eukaryota, Metazoa, Mollusca, Bivalvia, Pectinida, Pectinidae. Gene Ontology annotation, molecular function: GTPase activity; GTP binding; protein binding. Bases 16 to 1794 code for a protein of 592 amino acids. Gene Ontology annotation, biological process: small GTPase-mediated signal transduction.
UAUAUCACAGGAACAAUGCAAAACCUAAAGUUGGUAACUGUUGGAGAUGGUGCGGUUGGUAAGAGCUGCCUUUUGAUCUCUUACGCAACCAAUUCUUUCCCGGCUGAGUACGUACCAACAGUGUUUGACAACCACUCGGCCAACGUUAUGGUGGACGGAAAGCCUGUCUGUGUAGGUCUGUGGGACACAGCGGGACAGGAGGACUAUGACCGUCUACGACCACUGUCCUAUCCACAGACAGAUGUCUUCUUCAUUUGUUUUUCCAUAGAAUGCAGAGGAUCCUUUUUAAAUGUGGCAGAGAAGUGGGUUCCAGAAAUUAGGCACUACUGUCCAGAUACGCCUAUCGUAAUCGUUGCCUGUAAAAUAGAUUUGCGACAUACAAGCUCAUGUGACUUGGUGACAACUGAAGAAGGUGCAAAAGUCGCCAAAGAUCUGGGUUUGAAAUACCAAGAAACCAGUGCGUUAACACAGGAGGGCCUGAAGGAUUGUUUUGAUAAUGCGAUACGGGAAGCCCUGUGGUCAUCACCGAAGGAAGAUAGAAAAUCUUACGGAUUUUCUUUCGGAAGAAGGAAGAAAACAGUACCCCUUCCUCCAGUGAUGCCCCCAGCCGGCAAAGCACCAUGGAUUGAAAUUGAGACAUCAAUAUUUGCACAAGAUUGGAUGGCGAUGCACGAGAACCCGGCGCAUGCUGACGUUACAUUCGUCGUUAAUGGACAACACAACCUGGACGCACAUAAGAUAGUUUUGUGUUCAGCAUCAAAAUAUUUCAGACGUGUCUUUGGAAUGAUGACAUCAAAUAAAAGCGAACAGCUGAAACAAAUAGAAUCCUUGAGCAACUUUAGCAUGGAAGAUCUGAACUCUGGACUUGUCGAGGGGAUUACAGCGGUAUAUGACAAGGAAAGCACUGAUGAUCAACGCCAUCGUCAUACAAUGGUGGAACUCAGUUCCGAUAUCAGACCCAAAACAUUUGUCAGAGUUUUGGAAUUCCUCUACUCAGGUAUGCCCCGAGUGACCGACGAUGAGGACGAGAUUGACCAGGAAGACCUAGAUGACCUUAUCAGGGUAUCCAAUAUUUUCAAAUUGCCGAGACUGAAAGAAAUUUGUGAAAAUUGUCUUACCGAACAGGAAUUCCUGAAUCCAAGUAUAGGUACUUACCUGAAUGAUGAGACGGGACAAAAGAUGAAAGAACUCUACUUUAAUCAACCUGAAAUGGCUGAUGUUGCUUUCAGGGUAGAAGGAAGAACUGUAUACGCACACAAAACUGUCUUAAGUGCAAGGUGUAAAGUGAUGGCGGCCAUGUUUGGAGGUCACUUUGUUGAAGGACAAUCUACGAUGUCUGAGGUGGAUAUCCCAGGUACCUCCGCCGAGUGUUUCCUGGCUCUGUUAGAAUACCUGUACACAGAUCAUUCACCUAUUGAAGAGAUCGAGGUGGUGGGACUAGUUGUUCUCUCGGAUGAAUACGGACAAAAACGUCUCUUGAAUCUGUGUGAAUUAUACAUCACCAAAGAAGUCGAAAGAAAUGUAACUAAAAACAUAGAAAAAGCAGAGAUUGAUGUCAUUGGACUUUUGCACACAUCACAGAAUUACAAUGCAGAACAACUAUCAGGGUGGUGCUUGCACUUUAUCUCAACAAACUACACAGCAUUCCAGAAUCGGAGGGAAUUCUCGUCAUUAAAAGGAAAAAACAAAACAUACAUUGAAGAAAAUCAGUGGCCUCCUGUUUCUUACCUACGCGAGGUGGAACAGUACGAAAAGAAAUGGAAAUCAAAAGGAGACAAAUGUUUCAUUAUGUAAAAUUGUGCCUUAUCAUGAUAGUCCUAUUCUGACUAGUGGGAUAAAGCCCAGAAACAAUUCUGUCUGUAUACUCAUUUGUUCCCGAAUGGUGAGGUCUUAUUCUUUGUAUCAAAUGGUUGAUGUUCUGAACCAUAUGUCAUAACGUUAGUGAAACAUUUUAAUCAUUAAAUCAUUAAGACAGAUAACACCUGUAGGUGUGUAGUAGAACGAAUGAAUGAACGAAUGAAUGAAUGAAUCGGUACGGCCUUUAUUUAUUUUAUCUUUGUUUAUCUAAAAUGUGUAACAGAGCAUCGUUAACUGCAUGGUGAUUAUUUUACGUACACAUUGUUUUUGGAAGUGUUGUUUAUAUCAUGCAAGACCAGUUAAAAUAUAUUAUGUUUUUAUUAUUAUGUAAUG